AUUGAUGCGGACUCGCGCCGACCCAUAUGUCUGCACCUCCUCUCUCGCUGGAAUCUUGUACGCACGCCUCCGACCUGUAGUGUCCGCAGAUCAUGGAUGCGGCGCUGACGCUCAAUGCAGCUGAAUACGAUCCCAUUGACCAUCUCAACGCCCUCUUCUCGCACCCCGCCACGCUCUCGUCGGUCGCGGCCACGUCCGAGGCCCUGCGCAGCUACCAAGAUGACCUCGACGAAGACAUCGCCGGCGUCAUUGCCUCGCAGUCCAGCUCGGAUUCCGACAGCGUGCAGCGCAUACAGGCCGCAAAGGCUGAGCUGGCCGACCUGUUCAAGCGCAUCGAGAGCGUCCGGGAGCGGGCCAUGCAGACGGAGCAGACCAUCACCGAGAUGACGGCAGACAUCAAGCGCCUGGACAGCACAAAGAAGAACCUCACCCUCUCCAUGACGGCAUUGAAGCGGCUGCAGAUGUUGACGACGGCAUACGAGCAGUUGCGCAGCCUGAGCAAGUCGCGCCAGUAUAAAGAGUGUGCCCAGCUGCUGCAGGCAGUGAUACAGCUCGUGGCCCACUUCAAGAGCUAUCGCUCCAUAGACCAGAUUGCCACGCUGAGCCGCAAUGUCGCCGACGUGCAGGGCGAGUUGCUCGAGCAGGUCUGCGAGGACUUUGAGUUGACCUUCGCCAAGGGUGAAACGGCACAGCGCAAGGCCAUGCUUGCAGAGGCCUGUCUGGUGAUUGAUGCCCUCGGCGAGCAUGCGCGCACACGGCUCAUCAACUGGUACUGCAACACGCAGCUCCGCGAAUAUCGGCAGGUCUUCCGCGGCAACGACGAAGCCGGCUCUCUGGACAAUAUUGGGCGGAGAUACAGCUGGUUCAAUCGCAUGAUGAAGACGUACGAUGUCGAGCACGCCUCCAUCUUUCCCUCGUACUGGCGCGUGAACGAGAUGCUGGCCAAUUCGUUUUGCGAGGGCACGCGCGAGGACUUCAAGUCUAUAUUGCAGAAAUCCGUACGAAGAGGCGACGGGCAAAGUCUGGACGUGGAACUCCUGCUGUCGUGUCUGCAGGAGACGCUUGAUUUCGAGCAGAGUCUGGAGCGGCGGUUUUCCAAUGAGUCUCGCUCUUCACUGGAUACGGUGGCUUCCAAAGAAGACCGGCCACAUGGUUUUAGUCAAGCCAUCUCUGAGGCUUUUGAGCCUUACAUGAGCUUGUGGGUUGAGUCGCAAGACAAGCAACUUGCAAUGCUCAUGCCCAAGUACCGGCAGCAGCCUCUGCGCAACCCCGAAGAAGAAUUCUCUCACCAGGCCGUCAUACCUUCGUCGACAGAGCUGUUUAGUUUCUAUCGCUUGACUCUGGCGCAGUGCGCUAAACUGUCGACCGGAACGAGGCUGCAGGAACUGUCAACAACAUUUGCCAAAUACCUAGACCAGUACGGACAACAAGUACUCUACUACUUUCUCAGUGAGAAGGCGGGUGCCCAGGGACCGUCUAUCGAAGAUGCGAUUCUCAUCCUCAACACUGCAGACUACUGCUACGUUACUUGCAACCAGCUAGAAGAGAAGAUACGAAGCCGCAUAGACGAAGAGUUCAAGGAAAAGGUGGAUUUGCAAAGCCAGGCUGAUGUCUUCAUGGGCAUCGCCAGUGCAACAGUACGCAUGCUAGUCCGAAAAGUCGAGAUUGCAUGCGAGCCUAGCUGGCGGGAGAUGCGAAAUACGCCCUGGGCAAAGUUGGAGAGCGUUGGUGAUCAGAGCACAUAUGUCGGCGAGCUGCUGCGCAAUGUCAAGGAGAGGUCUGGCGAAAUCCUCAAGUACCUCCACAAGCAGCAGUAUGCGCGAGCAUUCUGCGACAACCUCGUCGAUCUCAUGGCAGCGGCAUACAUUGCCAACAUUGUGCAGUGCAAGCCCAUUUCCGAAGUCGGCGCAGAGCAGAUGCUGCUGGAUUCAUAUGUUCUGAAAAAGGGCCUCACCGAGAUACCCACGCUCAAUGACGAGCCCGGCACCGCGCCAUCCGCAAGUUUUAUCAAACGCGUCAACCAAUCGACGUCAAAAAUCGAUCCCCUGCUCAAGACGCUGCAGGUCCGCCCGUCGCCGCCCGAAGCGCUCGUCCAGGCCUACCUCAUCCACAUUGCCGACAAAUCCGACACCAACUUCCGCAAGAUCCUCGACCUCAAGGGUAUCCGCAAGGCAGAGCAGACGCAGCUCCUCGACCUCUUCGCUGCCUUCCGCGCAUCCCCCAACCACGCCAAUCUCGUGCAGAACUCGCCCUUCCUCACGCCCUUGCUGAUCCAGGCGGGCUCCGGCAGCGGCAGCGCGGCAAGCGUCAUGGGCACCAUGGGCACCCCGAGUCUGAGUAGCGGCCGGUUCGAUGCAGCGGGCCUCGGCAAUCUGCUUGUGAAUGCGGCGCGGGAUGGCGUGGACCGGUUUGGGAGCCCCGCGCCCGGGCAGCAGCAGGGUGCUGCGGGUGCGGGCGGUGGGGAUGGCGGCGCGAAUCUGGAGAGCAAUUUGAAGAACAUUGGCAAGUUUUUCAGGCGAGAUGUGGGCUUCAGGGGGUUUGGACGAAGCGAAGAUGCACGGUAGAAGUGGUGGUGACAGUAGUAGUAGUAGUAAGGCAUGUUGUCGGCCG
Molecule: messenger RNA, 2610 nt
Organism: Exserohilum turcica Et28A
Lineage: Eukaryota; Fungi; Ascomycota; Dothideomycetes; Pleosporales; Pleosporaceae
Exons: 4
Coding region: 93-2564 (823 amino acids)
Biological process (GO): retrograde transport, endosome to Golgi
Cellular component (GO): GARP complex
Source: RefSeq, a predicted model, not a curated record